AUGACGCCAUCACAAAGAGGCCGGUAUGGGUGUGAGGCGCGUGACACUAAAUGGAGAAAAGCAGGUGAGUCAACGAAAUAGAGGAAUUAAACUGAAAGUCAAAACUUUAUUGAUGUCACUAUAAAAUACUUUAUAAUGUCUUUGUUGUGUUGUCUUAUUAAAGGUGUGGCUAAAAACACAACUUUUAAAAUUGUGUUAAAUAAGUCAGAGAGCUAUGUUUUAUAUUACCUUGUAUAAACACAGUAAUGUGACUAGAAGAUGAAGUCUAAGCCCACAUUUAAAAAUAUAUUGUACUGCUGCUGUGAAAAGCUUAUUUGUAAAGUGUGUGUGUGUGUGGUGCCUCACUCUCAGGGGGCCGGCUGGUGUCUUAUUAAUGUUAGGGAUACAGGAGUCUUGUGUUUCUGUGUGUCGUCCUGCAUCUGGAAACCAAACCAAACAAAAACACGACCCCCCAAAGCCUGGCUGGAUAACAUCUCACUGUCUCCCUUGGUGCCAGAAAGUGAAACGUCAAAGAUGCUGUGGGUCUCUAAUGCUUCAUUAAUCAUGCAGAUUCAGCUCAGCCUUAACCAGGUCAAACAAGCCUUUGUUAACUCAUGUGCAAGUGUGUAUGUGUGCACGUAGGUGUGCAUGACUUAAGGAAGCCUCAAUAAUUCAGAUGGUGGGGCAAGGUGCCUAAAGAAUCUCAAAUGGCCCCUUUGCACUCCAUGUGAUGGAAAACACUCAAAUCUGAUCAGCAGGAUUUGUUUACACAUACAAGCGCUCACACAAGAUGAGGAAAUGGUGUUGUGUUACUUCUGAGUUUUCUUUGUGUUCAAGGCUGUACAGCACAAUUGCAGAAUACCAUCACUGUUAUUUAGCACACUGACUAAUCAAACUCUUGCUUUCUUACUUUGUUUUUCUCGCUCCUUAACUCAGAUGCCCCAGUUCUCUUGUUGAAGCGGGAAGGAGGUGGACCUCAGCCAUGGACCCAUCACCCUCACCCUAAAGGACAGGUCCACAGAUCUCACUUCCCUCCUCCUCCUCCACUUCCUACUCCUCAUCUCCCUCUCUUCCACACCCGGCAUGCAGAGGAGAGUGCUGAGAGGCCCCAUCUGGUCACUAUCGUCCGGCCCUGUGGUCAGAGUGCACUACGAAAGGUGAACUCCAUAGUCACCAUUUUUGUAGCCCUCAUAUCUGGAGGUUUCUGGAAAAGUCAGCUUGUGGUAUAUUUCUUACAGAGAUGCUCAAAUAAAUUUAUAAUUUUCUUUUCAUAUUGUUCCUCAACAGUAAGAAUUCCUCCACUGUCCCCCAAUUUGAAGUCUUUAUGGAGGAGAAAUCUAUGUUGGAGAGUGAAAUAAUUCUGCCUAUAAAAAUAAAAUUGAAUUUAAAAUGUUCUGAGAGGAAAAAAAACCUGUAGUAGACAGAGUAUUAGAGGCUUAACUAGAAAAAGGAUUACACAACGGUCAUUUUUGUCUCUUUGUCUUUCAGGUAACUGUCCUGUUAAAUCGCAGGGGUGUGGUGUCUUACGAGCAACUGCUAUUGGAUAUCUCGGAGGCGUUGGGGUUUCCUCGCUGGCACCGAGCCAGAGUCACACGCUUGUACACGACCCACGCACGAGAGGUGAGGCUCAAACAUGGUCGCAGUAACCUGCUUAGCAGCCUCUAGGGUAGAAGAUCAUCUGAUGGGCUUUUAGUCACUACCUCUCUGUUCCUCCCACAUCCCCCUCUUUGCAUGCACAGGUUGGACCUCAGGCAAAGUGCUAGAAACAUGUUACCACAAAACUGAAAUGACUGAUGCCUUCAAAGCAGGUUUUGCCCCCCCAUUACGACAGGGCCCCCAGAUUACGUGAAGAGGCAGGACACCCCUGGGGGCCUUUGACUGUCAGUCAAUAAUGUGCUGCAGGCCUCUCCUAUGCAAAUAAACAGUUGCAUUUGCUGAAACAAGUCACCUCAUGAUGCACCUGAAAUUUCGGAGGCUCCUUCAGUUAUUUCAUCUCCAGGACAUUGUCUCACCACCUUUUGAAGAUUUAAGAGUGUCACUUCGUUUUUGUAUGCAAAUACUGUGUAAUACCGAGCUUAUAAAAUCAAUCAGCUGAUUGGGUUAACUGGAAAAGAUAACACAUUUAGGUAGAACUACAUCAGAUUGAUUAUUGAUUGUUUAAAAAAAUGAUUGGCCAAGAAUUAAGAUGCUGAUGAUUUGUUCUAGUGCUUUUUGUAGAAAAAAAGUCCAAAAUUUGCUUGAUUCAGCCUCUAAAUGUAGGAACUUGCUUUUUAUCCCAUAGUUCAAAAAAUGAAGUAGAGAGAGGACAAAAAAUAGCUUCUAGCAAGCCAGCUGUAGCAUCCCUCUUAAAGAUGAUUAUACACUUAAAAACUGAGAUUUAUAGAUUUACUGCGAAUAAAAAAAACAAAAAAACAUUAAAGCUUGUGCCUCUUUGAGUCACCUUUAAAUGAACUUUAAUACUUUCUAACAGCUCUUUAAACUGUUUUCAUUCAGUCUUGUAACUAUGGUCCACCAGAAGUAGUGUACUUCAAAAUAAAAGCAUAGUUGUAAAAGUCAGGAGCUAAAGCAAUUAAAAUAAGGGACAGAAAAAGAUUUCAAAACAAAAGCCUGACCUUUAAAAUGUUUUGUGUAGCAAAUUUUCUUACAUUUAAAACCUUAAAUUUAAACAUCAUAAAAAAUUGUUUCUUUGUGAUUUAACUGUGCUUUAGUAAGUAAUGUGUCGCUCCACCUUUAUCCUGCCUUUCCUGAAUUUGACUGAUAAUGUUGUUGAUAUGUUGUUAAUAUUAUUAUGAUACUUCAUGGCCUAAAUAAUUGUGAGAUAAAAAUCUGAUAUGAAAUUAGGAUGCUGUACUUUUGGCAUUUCAUAGACUAAAUACCAAGAAAACUGGCCAAUUAAUAAAUAAAAAUAAUCAUGCGUUGUUGUCCUUUGCUCUUUACAGUCUGAGGAUGAGCAAAUUAUUUUAAACAAGUCUGUAAUUCUGCAGAAAUAUCAAGAAAAUCAGGUUAUUCCAGUUAAUUAAGAUAUAAUGAGAAAAUCAAGUGUAAUUGUUCAGUUUUUGUCUUCAACUCUUGCUCGUUUCUUUUCAUAUAUUCACAGGUGAAAGGUGUGUGUGACUUUUUUCGAGGGGAGGUGGCUCUCCUGGCUCUGGGUAAAGCUCGUCCAGAUCUGAGCAGUGUUCAAGAAGCUCUGGAAGAGCUUUUUCCAGAACACUCCCAUUACCGAGCCGACGCUCUGCGGGCCUGGGAGAAAAGACUGCGUCCAGCGCCGGAUAAAGCAGCCAAGGCGGACAGUGGGUACAGUGAGGGGACGGACGGCGACGAGUCACAAACUAAGAAGGAAAAAGACUUGAAUCCACAUGUCAAAAACCAGACUGAUACACAUAGAAACACACAGCUGCCUCACUUUACUGACACACACCAGUCUGAGAAGUGUCAUAAAAAGGACUCCUGCAGAAAACCUGCUUUCAAACCCAACCACCUGCAGAGACUACGAGUCAAGGGCGGGGUCAGGGAGAGACCACCCUCUGUGAUUGGUCCGUUCAAACAUGAAGAAAGUCCUCGAGAGGUAGACAUACCCUCUCCUCCUUUAUGUGAAAACUGCUUAGUAAGAAGAUCUAAACAUCAGGUGACAGAGCGACCAAAUCUACUCUCAGGGAGGGUCCCACUUCCUCCUGUACCCAGGAAGCAGAAAGGAAGUUGUCACACAGAUCAGGAAGAGAAGAAGGUGUAUGUUCAUAUAAGCCCUCCUCCCCCUCUUCCUCCUCCUCCUCCUCAGCCAACCAGCAAAGACGAGGAGAAAAGUGUUCCUCAGUUAAAACUUUUAAAUCCGCUUCCAGAUGUGGGACAUAAAGACGUUCAGCAGCAACUGACCUUUGACCUCCACUCAGAUUGCAGUGAUGUCACUCUUGCAGACAUCGAACGCUGCUAUGAAAUUGGUCGCGUGGUCGGAGACGGCAACUUUGCAGUAGUGCGAGAGUGCUGCCGUCGUGACAACAGGCAAACCCUGGCUGUGAAAAUCAUUGAACGCUCCAAGCUGAUUGGUCGAGAACACAUGAUGCAGAAUGAACUGAGCCUUCUGGGUAGCCUCUGUCAUCCCCGCAUAGUGCGGCUUUUUGCACACCACCACACACCCACCCACUCCUACCUGGUGAUGGAGCUGGUGAGCGGGGGGGAUCUGUUUGAGGCCAUUAGUGAGAGGGGGAAGUUUGCGGAGGCUGAGGCAGGACUGAUGGUGUCCGACGUGAGUGACGCUCUGCACUUCAUCCACAGCAAAAGUAUCGUCCACAGAGACCUAAAGCCUGAAAACCUGCUGGUGAGUGUCAGUGGAAGUUACAGGAGGAUGUAGGCUGGAUUAUUGCAACUUUGACCACCUUUUUCACAUGGACACUAGGGGUUGCCAAAGAUACACACAGAGUGUCUUUAAUGUCAUUUAAAACAACAAUUUAGGGACAGAUACUGGUUGGUUUGUGCUGUGUUGAGUUAAUGAAUCAUACUACUUACACAUGUUUUUUUGUGAGUGUGUGUGUGUUAUGGGAAAUGUAAGAUUUUUAAAAAGUUGAUCUGACUGAACUCUAACUUCCUUUAUGUCUAACUCUGUUUGUCUUGCCCUCUCUCAGGUAGAGUGUGUCACUGCUGACAUCUGCAGGCUGAAGCUGGGAGACUUUGGUCUUGCCAUGGUUGUAACUGAACCAGUUUACACCAUAUGUGGUACUCCCACAUAUGUGGCCCCAGAGAUUCUGUGUGAGACCGGUCAGUGCUUCUUUGUUUCGUCUUUUGUAUUAAUCUGAAUCUUCAUCCUCUGUGUUUCUUACUCUAAUUCUGGAUUUUUUUGCAGGUUACGGUGUUGCAGUGGAUGUUUGGGCUUUGGGUGUCAUCCUCUAUAUCCUCCUCUGUGGGUUCCCUCCAUUCCGCAGUCGAGAUCGGGACCAGGAGGAGUUGUUUCAGCUAAUAAAACAGGGACAACUGCACUUUCUGUCUCCCUACUGGGACCCUAUUUCAGAAGGUGAAAAGUAUAGAAAUUAUUAGUUUGUUUGUUUAUUGAUGUAUCUGUUUUUUCAUAGGGACACAAGAGUCCAAUUGGUGUCAUUGCAGGAGCAACAUCCAUAUAAAUAUAGAUGAUCUUGUUUUCUCUCUCUCUCUCCCUCCCUCUCUUUCUUUGUACGUGUGUGUGUGUGUGUGUGUGUGUGUGUGUGUGUGUGUGUGUGUGUGUGUGUGUGUGUGUAGAGGCCAAAGGUCUCGUUAGAGCUCUUUUACAGCCGGAUCCCACUGUCCGGCUGACAGCAGAGCAGACCUCGCUGCAUCCCUGGGUAAAGGCUAUGGCUUCAACCUGCAGGCAGAGGGCGCUCACAGACAAAGCUCAGACAAAUACAGCAGCUUCAGGAGCAAAACCAGACAGAGACCAGGGACAUGUCCAGACCAAUCCAGCAGAAAUAAAGACAAAGCAGGCAGUAGGUCAAGGUAGAGGAGAGGGAGAAAUUAUACCCGAGGAGAUUAGUGAAAUACAGACUGAGAUGAAGAUGGAGAAAGAAAAAGAUGUGGACAAACUACAGCAGCAGCAACAAGAGACGAGUACAGAGAAAAUAUCCCCUCAGCUUGAAGUGCACACAGCUUCAGAGGUCAAACCUGGUCAACAGAGAGCAGAGCGCCCUUAUACAGAGACUGGAACACCCCACAGGGCGCACAGCAGACAGGAAAUACCAGAUGUAGAUCCCAGUGAAACCAGCCUGGGUGUUAAACCUAAUCAGCUCUGUGCUUCUUCAGACCAUGCUGAAUCUCCAGCUCAGAACAAAAACGGCCUACAGAAGUCACCUCCACACUCUCCACGUCCAACCGGCCAGGAACAACAACAAGCCACUGGAGGUCAUUAA
Messenger RNA from Xyrichtys novacula (pearly razorfish), 5846 nucleotides. Lineage: Eukaryota; Metazoa; Chordata; Actinopteri; Labriformes; Labridae. The record is from the annotation of a GenBank genome assembly.